AUGGCUGACAUCACCACUCUCCUCGAUGCGCGCUACGGCUCGAACACUUCAACAAGUGGCGACAGCAUAUCGGAAGCCGCGAACUUGACAAUCAAGACUCUGCUGGAGCACAAGUCAGCGCGUCACUUCCUACCCUCACCCCUAGUACCAGUCACUCUGGAGAUCCUCGUCGCAGCGGCCCAGAGCGCAGCCACGUCGUCCAACCUGCAGACCUGGAGCGUGGUCGCUGUCUCGGACCCGGAGCGCAAAGACGCGCUGGCAACACUCAGCGGCGACCAGGACUUCAUCCGGCAGGCCCCGCUGUUCCUGAUCUUCUGCGCCGAUCUGAACCGCCUCACCAGGGUAUCGCAGCAGCACCAGCAGCCCGCCGAGGGGUUGGAAUACAUCGAGAUGUUCCUCAUGGCUUCGCUGGAUGCUGCACUUGCGGCGCAGAACGCCGCCGUCGCUGCCGAGUCUCUCGGUCUUGGUAUCUGCUACGUGGGUGCUGUCCGCAACCGCGCUGCUGAGCUUGCAAGCCUCCUCCAUCUGCCGUCGCGUGUCGUCGCCCUGUUUGGCAUGGCGGUUGGGAAGCCAGAUUUGACCGCCGGCGAGGAAGUCAAGCCUCGAUUGCCGUUGGACGAAGUGUUGCAUAGGGAAGUGUGGGAUGAUAAUGCCGGCGCACAGGCGGAGCAUGUUCAGGCCUACGACCAGACGUUGGAUAAAUUCAACAACAGCCAAGGUCGCGAAGGAGUCGCACUCUGGAGUCAGCGCUCGGCGCAGAGAGUUUCGACAUUGGAGCGGCUGAGCGGGCGUCAUGUCUUGCGGGACGUUCUACGAGGCCGGGAUUUCAACUUGAAGUAG
Molecule: messenger RNA, 840 nt
Organism: Anthostomella pinea
Lineage: Eukaryota; Fungi; Ascomycota; Sordariomycetes; Xylariales; Xylariaceae
Source: the annotation of a GenBank genome assembly